UAUUUAGGAGCCGGGGUUCCUGUCUGGUUCAUUGUCACUGUGCCUUAUCAAGGAAGAACCAAGUGGGCGUUCAGGUCCUGCAGCUGGGAGACUUGCUCCUUUACUUGGAAGGGACCUCCGUGUUUUCCCUGAGAACUUUGCUGGUGAUGGACCCAUACACCAUAAAGAUGAAUGGCAACGGCAGCCUCCCCUCGGUUCUGGAUGUUCGCGUUAACAUCGGUGGGAGAAGCGCCUCGUCAGGAAAAAUGAAAGGAAGAAAGGCCAGGUGGUCCGUGAAGCCCUCGGAAAUGUCCAACAGAACUUUCAAUCCCAUCCGGGCCAUUGUGGACAGCAUAAAAGUGAAGCCAAAUCCAAACAAACCCAUGAUUUCUCUGUCAAUUGGGGACCCCACUGUGUUUGGAAACCUGCCUACAGACCCUGAAGUUACCCAAGCAGUGAAAGAUGCCUUGGACUCGGGGAAAUAUAACGGCUAUGCUCCAUCCAUUGGCUACUUGUCCAGUCGAGAGGAGAUUGCCUCCUAUUACCACUGUCCCGAGGCCCCCCUGGAAGCUAAGGACGUCAUUCUGACCAGUGGCUGCAGUCAGGCUAUUGAACUUUGUCUAGCUGUGUUGGCCAACCCGGGACAAAACAUCCUAGUUCCGAGACCUGGUUUCUCCCUCUACAGGACUCUAGCUGAAUCCUUGGGAAUUGAGGUCAAACUCUACAAUUUAUUGCCAGAGAAGUCUUGGGAAAUUGAUCUGAAGCAACUGGAAUCUCUCAUUGAUGAAAAGACAGCUUGUCUUAUUGUUAAUAAUCCAUCAAAUCCCUGUGGGUCCGUGUUCAGUAGAAGUCACCUGCAGAAGAUUCUAGCAGUGGCUGCAAGGCAGUGUGUCCCCAUCUUAGCUGAUGAGAUCUAUGGAGACAUGGUGUUUUCAGAUUGCAAAUAUGAACCGCUGGCUACCCUUAGCACCAACGUCCCCAUCCUGUCUUGUGGCGGGCUGGCUAAGCGCUGGCUAGUUCCUGGCUGGAGGCUGGGCUGGAUCCUAAUCCAUGACCGAAGAGACAUUUUCGGAAAUGAGAUCCGAGAUGGGCUGGUGAAGCUGAGUCAGCGGAUCUUGGGACCCUGCACCGUUGUCCAGGGAGCUCUGAAGAGCAUCCUGCGUCGCACCCCUCAGGAGUUCUACCACAACACUCUGAGCUUCCUCAAGUCUAAUGCUGACCUCUGCUAUGGGGCCUUGGCUGCCGUUCCUGGACUCCGGCCAGUCCGCCCUUCUGGGGCCAUGUACCUCAUGGUUGGAAUUGAGAUGGAACAUUUCCCAGAAUUCGAGAAUGAUGUGGAGUUCACUGAGCGGUUAGUCGCUGAGCAAUCUGUCCAGUGCCUCCCAGCAACGUGCUUCGAGUACCCGAACUUCUUCCGAGUGGUGAUCACCGUCCCUGAAGUGAUGAUGCUGGAGGCUUGUAGCCGGAUCCAGGAGUUCUGCGAGCAGCACUACCACUGCGCUGAAGGGAGCCAGGAGGAGUGCGAUAAAUAGGCCUGCAUCCGCUCUCCUGGUUAUGUGUCCCAUCUGAGAACAGCUGGACUGGGCCCCGAAGCUCCUCAGGGAGUCAGAUGCCUCUCUUGGGAGAGAGGGUCUCAUAAACACCAUGCCAAAGGCUCAGGAAUACUCCUGCUUUCCCCCAGUCACAUCCACAUACACUCUGAAUCCCAGAUCACCCCCUUGCUGUGCUCUGCUGGAGUGACUCGCUAAUUCAUUAGUCUGCCCCCCUCUUGUAGGACUUCCUCCUUCUUACCUGAGAGUAAAAGGUGAAAAAAUUGACCAGAAGGCAGUUGAGACAAGAAAAUAAAAGGUCAGGAUGACAGAAACGAGUUAGAACUUGUACCCGCAAUUACUUCUUCAUAUUUUAAGGUGAGAACACACUCUCUAGUCAGGUCUGAAGCUCAACUCUGUUACUGCCUCACUUCAGGUAUACCUCACUUUACGCAAUAGAGGUGUAACCGGAAAGAAAUUGAGAACAUAUUUAUUUGGUUAAUUAUAUUCUAAAUGCAUUAGGAACACCUACUAUUUGAAGGAUUCCUGACAGAAACCUUUUUGGUUUUUGUUGGCAAAGAAUUAUUUGUGAUGCAAAUAAGUAUCCUUCAAUUGAUUGACUUCCUAAAUUUAGAUUUGUGUGCAUCCGGCUUUCCUCUGUGUACUAGAGGAAAGGAUCUGCAGAAUCUUCCAGAAAUACUGUUGUGUAAGGGGCGGAAAUAUCUUCACAUGUCAUUGUUAUAGAAUCAUCACUACUUUUGCUGUAAUAUUAAUAUUGAUUAUUAAUAUAUUCUAUAUUAUCUUAACAUAUUUUUUUCUAAGAAACAUUUAUAUUGACAAGAUCCUAUAUUUUGCCAAGAGCAUAAAUUAUUAUUUUUCUUUUUUUUAAAUAAAUUUUACCAUGUAUGCUC
Messenger RNA from Tupaia belangeri chinensis (Chinese tree shrew), 2419 nucleotides. RefSeq names its product tyrosine aminotransferase (gene TAT). Gene Ontology annotation, biological process: biosynthetic process; L-tyrosine catabolic process; L-phenylalanine catabolic process. The record is from RefSeq and is a predicted model, not a curated record. Lineage: Eukaryota; Metazoa; Chordata; Mammalia; Scandentia; Tupaiidae. The transcript has 12 exons. Bases 147 to 1511 code for a protein of 454 amino acids. Gene Ontology annotation, molecular function: pyridoxal phosphate binding; L-tyrosine:2-oxoglutarate transaminase activity.